Molecule: messenger RNA, 645 nt
Organism: Cotesia congregata
Lineage: Eukaryota; Metazoa; Arthropoda; Insecta; Hymenoptera; Braconidae
Source: the annotation of a GenBank genome assembly
AUGCAAUUCUUUACCAAUCCUUUCCAAGGACUAGUUGUAGUUCAAUCAAAUUCAAGCUCUCCGGUAACAGUUAUUGAUGACCUCGGUUAUCAAUAUGUUAAAGACAAAAACUUCGUUUCUUCGUACAACGAAUUCAAACAACGCGACUACAAUCAGCUUCCCGGUAAAUUGAUUAAGGCUUCUGAAAUAAAAAAUGUUGAUGUCGAAUUCUUGAGCGCUAAACAAUUGAAAGAAAGUAACAGAGCAGCUGCUGAACAAGAUGAUGAAGAUGAUAUUCUCGCCUUUGAUGACCGCGAAGCAAGCACUUUAAAUGAGUCUAUGGAUCAUUCUCAAGAAAACGUAGAAAGUCCUGGUUAUAAUCGUGCGAAAUCAGUUGCAUCAUUAGAAGUAUUUGAUUCUCAAUCUUCUUCGGCUUCAGAAGUUCCUAGUUCUUUUAUGGAUGUAGAAACUCAACCUAAAAAUGUAUUUAAAGUUCCAUCUAAUAAAGUUCAUUCGAGUUCUAGAGACUAUAACAAUUAUAAGGUCAAUAGAAGUGAUACGUCUUCUGAAGAGUUUGAUAGUAGAACAUUAUAUUCAGAUUCAGAUUUGUCUACUAGUACAUCUUCAUCAGUUGUUAACCCUAAAAAUAAGAAGAAAUAUUUAUAA